AUAUUUCCAUUAUCGGCAAAUGCUUACUGUUGCUUUGUGUGCCAGGUCGUUGUGAAGCAAUGCGCAUGCUCUUGGCAGACCAGGGUGCGGAUUGCAAGGAAGAUGUGGUGACAUUUGAUACCUGGUUGCAAGGGGAUCAGAAAAAAGAUGCGUUCCUAGCAGAAGAUUGCCCUCACUUCCAUAGAGAAUGGAUGGGAAAUUUCUUCAAUGGGGACACAGACCAACAAAUACACAUGUUUAGUAGUGAGGGAGUAACACGUCUAGGGCUGUAUGGGAAAACUCCAAUUGAGGCUGCACAGAUUGACAUGGUAAAUGAUGGCGUGGAAGAUCUCAGGUUAAAGUAUAUUCGUCUCAUUUAUCAAAACUAUGAAAAUGGAAAGGCAGAUUACAUAAAGGCACUUCCCACUGAUCUCGGUUAUUUUGAGCGUAUCCUUGCUAAAAAUAAUGAAGGAAAAGGCUUUCUUGUGGGAGAUAAGGUAAGAAUCUGUUGUU
Molecule: messenger RNA, 492 nt
Organism: Nanorana parkeri
Lineage: Eukaryota; Metazoa; Chordata; Amphibia; Anura; Dicroglossidae
Product: glutathione S-transferase P 1-like
Exons: 4
Biological process (GO): glutathione metabolic process
Cellular component (GO): cytosol
Molecular function (GO): glutathione transferase activity
Source: RefSeq, a predicted model, not a curated record